CCUUUUCUAUUCCUGGAAAUCACAAAAAGUGUGGCGGCUUCGAGAUCUUCUUCGCCUUUUCUUUCUUUCCUCUUUUUUUCCUCCUCCCUUUACCUCUCCUUUCCUGGCGAGGGUGACUAGGAGCCGGCGAAUCCGCGUUUUUUUUCUCUCUCUCUCCCUCCCUUUCCCCCUCCCCACCCCCUCCCCAACAGCCCCCAACUACAGCCUCCGCCGCCGCCGCCGCCGCCUCAAAAUUCAAUAAAAUGAGCUCUUAUUUCGUCAACUCACUGUUCUCCAAAUACAAAACCGGGGAGUCCCUGCGCCCCAAUUAUUAUGACUGCGGCUUCGCCCAGGACCUGGGCGGCCGACCCACCGUGGUAUACGGUCCCAGCAGCGGCGGCAGCUUCCAGCACCCGUCGCAAAUCCAGGAGUUCUACCACGGGCCAUCGUCGCUGUCCACGGCUCCCUACCAGCAGAACCCGUGCGCCGUGGCGUGUCACGGGGACCCGGGCAACUUCUACGGCUACGAUCCGCUGCAGCGCCAGAGCCUCUUCGGUGCGCAGGAUCCAGACCUGGUGCAGUACGCAGACUGCAAGCUCGCCGCCGCCAGCGGCCUGGGUGAGGAGGCUGAGGGCUCCGAGCAGAGCCCGUCGCCCACACAGCUCUUCCCCUGGAUGCGUCCGCAAGCAGCCGCCGGACGCAGGCGAGGCCGACAGACCUACAGCCGCUACCAGACCCUGGAGCUGGAGAAAGAGUUCCUAUUUAAUCCCUAUCUGACUCGCAAGCGGCGAAUCGAGGUAUCGCAUGCGUUGGGACUGACAGAGAGACAGGUCAAAAUCUGGUUCCAGAACCGGAGGAUGAAGUGGAAAAAAGAGAACAACAAAGACAAGUUCCCCAGCAGCAAAUGCGAGCAGGAGGAGCUGGAGAAACAGAAGCUGGAGCGGGCCCCGGAGGCAGCGGACGAGGGUGACGCACAGAAGGGCGACAAGAAGUAGGCUCCAGCUGAGACUGCCAGGGCCGCGGCCACCCGCACGUCCGCCGGUCCCCUGACUGUGCCGUCGCCGCUCACCCUCGCCCGGGAGAGCUCCGGCCCCGCGAGCAGAGCCAGGAGCCGAGCCUCCCACCGCAGCGUCCCCUGCCGCGCCAGUCCCCGCUAGUGGUAGUAUCUCGUAAUAGCUUCUGUGUGUGAGCUACCGUGGAUCUCCUUCCCUUCUCUUGGGGGCCGGGGUGGAAAAGAAAAGGAUUUUAAGCAAGGACUUCCCUCGCCCUGUGAGGGUGAGCGGCCGAGGCCCGGCUGAGCACCCCCCCCCCAGCUCCCCUGUCCCUGCCCCAUGUAAAAAGCCUCCUUGUGCAAUGGUCCUUUUUUCCUUUGAAUGUGCUUCUUUGUAAUGACCAAGGUACAGAUUUCUGCUAAGUUUUCCCAACAACAUGAAACUGCCUAUUCACACCGUAAUUCUUUCUGUCUCCCUCACUUCUCUCUCUCUCUCUCUCUCUCUCUCUCUCUCUUCCUCAUUUACCCUCCCAACCCCUCUCUCCCCGCUGCCCUCCCUAGCUCGCUGGCUUUCUCUCUUGCUUCUCUCUCUUUUCCUCCCCUCCUUUGGUUUGACAAUUUCGUCUUAAGUGUUUCUCAAAAGAGGUUACUUUAGUUAGCAUGCGCGCUGUGGGCAAUUGUUAAAAGUGUUCUUAGGUUUACUGUGAAGAGAAUGUAUCCUGUAUCCGUGAAUUGCUUUAUGGGGGGGAGGGAGGGCUAAUUAUAUAUUUUGUUGUUCCUCUAUACUUUGUUCUGUUGUCUGAGCCUGAAAAGGGCGGAAGAGUUACAAUAAAGUUUACAAGCAAGAACCCGA
This is a messenger RNA of Otolemur garnettii (small-eared galago), 1823 nucleotides long. It is a transcript of the gene HOXB8, whose product is annotated as homeobox B8. The record is from RefSeq and is a predicted model, not a curated record. Gene Ontology annotation, molecular function: RNA polymerase II transcription regulatory region sequence-specific DNA binding; DNA-binding transcription factor activity, RNA polymerase II-specific. Lineage: Eukaryota; Metazoa; Chordata; Mammalia; Primates; Galagidae. Gene Ontology annotation, biological process: regulation of transcription by RNA polymerase II. The transcript is spliced from 2 exons. Bases 243 to 974 code for a protein of 243 amino acids. Gene Ontology annotation, cellular component: nucleus.